Molecule: messenger RNA, 966 nt
Organism: Colletotrichum orchidophilum
Lineage: Eukaryota; Fungi; Ascomycota; Sordariomycetes; Glomerellales; Glomerellaceae
Product: gentisate 1,2-dioxygenase
Exons: 3
Coding region: 1-966 (321 amino acids)
Molecular function (GO): dioxygenase activity
Source: RefSeq, a predicted model, not a curated record
AUGGACUCCGCUCAUGAGGACGACAAACGGGCGAAGGCCAUGAACGAUUACCUCGAAGAGCUUCCAUCACAGCACUUGGAGCCCUUGUGGUCCAAGAUGAAUGUAAUGGUUCCACCUACGCCAGCACCCGUCGCCAAGCCUCACAUCUGGAAGUACGCCGACAACCUCCCCCUCCUCCACAAAGCCGCGGAGAUGGUCGGCGAGAAGCAAGCCGAGAGGAGAGUGCUGAUGCUGGUGAACCCUAAUACGGAAUCCCCUUACACAACAGACACCAUCUACGGUGGUCUUCAGAUUGUCAACCCCGGCGAGACUGCACCUGCACAUCGGCACAUCGCGUUCGCUCUCAGAUUCAUCAUCGACGGCGAUGGCUUCACGGCAGUUGAGGGAAAGAAGAUGCCCCUCAAACGCGGCGAUGUUGUCGUGACACCCACAUGGCACUGGCACGACCAUGGAAACGAGAGCGAUGCCCCGGUCAUCUGGCUCGAUGCACUGAAUUUGCCGCUCUUCAGAUUCACCCCGGUGCACUUUGCGGAGCAGUACCACGAGAGCCGUUAUCCCAGCGUCUUCACAGAAACGUGCGAGUGGAGGCAUCCAUGGAACCAAGUCGAAGCAGAAUUGAAGGCCCAGGAGGGUCCCUACGCAAUCCACCACUACACAAGUCACGGUCAGCCGCUGUCGCCCAUCCUCGGCGCGCAGGCCGAGCGUAUCAACGGUCACCACACAACAAUGGAGGUUCGCGAGCAGGCUUCGUUCCUCUACCACUGCUACGAAGGCCAGGGUCGGACCAUUGUGGAACCACCCACAGGACCUCGCGUGGUCUUCAAGUGGACUGCGCGAGACACUUUUGCCAUUCCGGCGUGGUCCAAGAUCCAGCAUAUCAACGAGGAUGCCGCAACGGCAUACCUAUUUGCUGUAAGUGACAGACCGAUGCUGAGCAGCCUUGGGCUGAUCAAGCCGCAAUCGUGA